This is a messenger RNA of Rhizoctonia solani, 573 nucleotides long. RefSeq names its product carbonic anhydrase. Bases 1 to 573 code for a protein of 190 amino acids. The transcript is spliced from 8 exons. The record is from RefSeq and is a predicted model, not a curated record. Gene Ontology annotation, molecular function: zinc ion binding; carbonate dehydratase activity. Lineage: Eukaryota; Fungi; Basidiomycota; Agaricomycetes; Cantharellales; Ceratobasidiaceae.
AUGCUGCUUAACAUUCGUGCCGUUGCUUCGCUCUUCGUCCUUGCUCUAUCUGUAAUCGCGUCCCCCGCUACUAUUGAUCACGCACACAAUGACAGAGUCGCCUUAGCUACUAGAGCAGAUGGUACAAAGGUUGCAGUUGUUACUUGUAUGGAUCCACGCAUCAACGUCGAUUUUCUGUUAAAGCAGCUUAAGCUUUCAAGUUCUACUUCUUAUAUUAUUCGUAAUGCUGGGGGUCGGGCUAAGGAAGCUCUUCGAUCGGUUAUGGUAAGCCAGGAGUUCCUAGGAACAAGCGAAGUAUACGUUAUACAUCACACCGAUUGCGGAAUGGCCGACAAGUCGGAAGAAGGCAUGCGUAGGGCCCUUUAUAAGAAAGACGACCUCACUCGUACGUACAUGCUCAACCAAAUGAGUUUCCUUCCUAUUCGGACCAAGAACUACACGGAAUCUGUCCUCGACGAUGUUGCUCUCGUGACACACCACCCUCUCCUCAAGCCCAACGCCAAGGUUUCUGGAUAUAUCUACAAUAUCGGAACCAACGGGGGGAGAGACAGCGUGAAGCAGGUUUACCCUUGA